GUGAAGAAGUUAUACUUGUUUUAGAAUGGCGUGAAUAUUAUAUACUCUUUCUCUCACUUUCCUGCAUACUUUUUUCCGUCACUUUCUCGGGAAAAUUUUAUUUUAUUUCCUCAGCGGAGAAUCUAGACAGGUUCAAUUACGCAUCCCAGACAUGUUUAAGAACCAAUUGCAAGAGUUGGCUCAGAGAAGCUGCUUUAACCUUCCCUCAUAUUCAUGCAUCCGGGAAGGACCGGAUCACGCCCCUCGAUUCAAAGCUACUGUCAACUUUAAUGGAGAAAAUUUUGAAAGCCCUACCUUCUGUUCUACUCUAAGACAGGCAGAACAUGCUGCAGCUGAGGUAGCUCUGAAUACACUUGCAACAAGAGGCCCCUCUAGAGCCUUAGCUGCAAGAGUUCUGGAUGAAACAGGAGUUUAUAAGAAUUUGCUGCAGGAGACUGCUCACAGAGCUGGGUUAAAACUUCCUGUUUAUACCACUGUUCGAUCUGGACCAGGCCAUGUCCCUGUUUUCUCAUGUAAGGUUGAGCUUGCAGGAAUGAACUUUACAGGUGAACCAGCUAGGACCAAGAAACAAGCUCAGAAAAAUGCUGCAAUGGCUGCUUGGUCUGCCUUGAAAAAAUUGUCACAGAGUCGCUCAUCUUCCACUACUUCUUCCUCUCCUUCAUUGGAGUGUAAAGGCAAUGAAGAGCAGGAACAAGUCAUCAUUGCUCGUGUACUUGCAAGUCUGCGCCCAUCAGAGGCAAAUAAGUCCACAGAAAAUUAUCAUCGACAUGGUAGGCAAAGAUCCACUCCCAUGCUGUGGGAAUCAAACCCGCCAACUCCAACCUUAUACCCUAUGCGAUGCCAGAACUGGGCAUACUCUACUUUUUCCCCUGAGAUGGCAAUGUAUCAGAUCUGGCAUCAAGAACAAUUACUACAGCAGCAACAUCGCUUGUUGGCACUUGCAGUUCCAGCAGCUACUCCAUCCGCUCCUCAGCUUUAUCCAUUUAUGCAAUCUAUGCUCCAGCCAGACUGCUGUUUAUAUUUUCCAGGAAGAGAGCUGGAGUCAGUCCCCAUGGGACCCAAAAUUACAAUUGCUACCUCUGGCCCAUCACUUUGCUUUUCCAACCAUUUGGUUCCUAGUUCAAUUAGGGGCAGGUCCACUGUGACUAUUCAAGAGAUACAGGAGGAAAAACCGGAAGAAUCAUCCAAUUAUUCUCCAUCUGGAGUUCCAGAUCCCCCUUGUGUUGGUAACAUUAGUACUGAACCACAAAUCCUGGAAACAGUUCAGGAGGAUGAAAAACAAAACCUUGGUGGGUUAGAUAGAAAAAUUUCUAAUCUUCAGCUAGAAGGGAACCAAACAGGAAACUCUGAAUGGGCUUGUCAUAGAGGCAUGGUUUCUGGAUCUAAGCCAAUUGAGUUUCAGUUACAAAACCCACGUGUUGACUCUUCUCUGUCCAAUGUCGGACCCCAAUACAGAUAUUCUGUACCACCUUUAUCUGCAGCUGCUCCUGUGAGGACCAGAACUGUGAGCCCCACUUCGUCGCUGGGGUUCAGACCACAAAAUAUGGCUUCACCUUGGGCUGCUCCACCAAGAAUGAGAACUGGGGUUGCUUCAUGUUCACCCAGGCCACCUGAAAGAUUUGACCUUGGAGUACCCCCUGCCUUCAUGGCACCAGCUGUUCGAAUCAGAUCAGUGGUACCAGUCUGUUCAGCCCCACCAGUGAGAAAAAUGCCAAAUUCGAGUAACGAAGUAGUGUCAUCAAACAGAGAAAAGAAAAAUUCAGAACCAGAAGGCAUGUCAAGUGCAGGUUCAAAGUUUGGGAAGCUUAGGAUAUGAAUGGAGUAUAGAUACUACAAGAAUCUUUUUUUUUGUCCUGAAUUUUCAUUAUGCAGAAUAUGGUGGUUUUGAGAGGCCAUUGAUGCUUCUUCAUAGUAAAUCAGAAUAAAUGGCUAGUUCUUUGAUAA
Molecule: messenger RNA, 1944 nt
Organism: Quercus robur (English oak)
Lineage: Eukaryota; Viridiplantae; Streptophyta; Magnoliopsida; Fagales; Fagaceae
Product: double-stranded RNA-binding protein 2-like
Exons: 4
Coding region: 152-1816 (554 amino acids)
Molecular function (GO): double-stranded RNA binding
Source: RefSeq, a predicted model, not a curated record